AUGUCAAAACGGACGCCCAUUCCCAAAUUUACAGAAGGAGAAUAAACUCCCACAAAAUAAAUUUCAUUAUAUGAGGAAAUUAGCCAUUAAAUUAGCAAAAUGGAUCUAAACAUGGAGAUUGAGAAGCAAUGUGUUUAAAUUUUGUCUUCGAUUUAAAUACCCAACUCAUCCUAGUAUGCCUAAGCGCUAAUCCAUAUCGCAAUGAAGCAACUGAAUCUUGAGCCUGCAUUUGCUAACUCUAAGAUUUAGUUUUUAUCUUCUUUGAUUGAGACCCAACUGAACAAUAAUCUACCUAACUUAUGCAAGAAACUUAAAAUGGACAAUAAGGCCACGAAGGCUUGUCAAAUAAUGCUGAAUACAAUUAGAUAGUUGGUGAACAAACUGCCAAAGUAAAUUUAGAAUGCGUUGGCAAUAAAGUUGGCUUCUGAUAUCAUUUAUUCACAAUAUGGUGGUAUCAAUUUAACCGUCAUAUCGAAACAUGCAUAAAUACCAGAUGCACAAUUGAGGAGUUGUCUCAACCGAGUCAAGCCCUUCGCCAGAACCAUUCUCCAAAAUUACUUAAGCCACUUUAGCACAAAAAAACAACAAUGA
Paramecium octaurelia is the source of this 591-nucleotide messenger RNA. Lineage: Eukaryota; Ciliophora; Oligohymenophorea; Peniculida; Parameciidae. The record is from the annotation of a GenBank genome assembly.